GCUGAGCGGCGGCGCGGAGCGGGUGGGAUUCUCCAAGCCGCGGUGCGCCGUUGCCGCGGGCCGAGCGCGGGCUGCGGGUGAGCUGGGCGCUGCGCAGUCUCCGCAGGCGCCGGCGGGAGGGGUCGGGGCGCGGCGCGGGCUGCUCCAGGCCCAGGUGAAUGGAGUAACCUGACAGCGGGAACGAGGCGACGGCGAGCGGGAGGAAAUGGCGGCGGCGGCGGUGGCGCCGGGCGGCACCGGGAGGCCUGGGCUGUGACGCGCGUGCCGGAGCGGGGUCCGAUGGUUCUGGAAGGCCCGCGGCGCCCGGGACUGCAGGUAACCUAGGUUAUGAAUUAAUGCAGACUUGGAAACUCUGAAAGAACUUAGAAUCAGCAUUUUGAGAGCAGAAGCUUGGGCAUGCUGUGAUUUUCCAAUAAACUAUCACAAUGUCAAAAUGCAGUUCAGACAGCAGCAUCACAGAGAUCGCAGACAUUAAAACGGGCUCCAAUGACGAACCAAAGUACAGCACCACCAAAGUCCAACUUGGGGAACCAGUGAGUUUAUGGUCUUACUGAGUAUGGUGAGCUUACAGCAGUGUGUGGCCCCCAAAGCAGCCAACCCCUGGAAAGUCACACACCAGCAUGGACGACCUCACAGCUGCAUCGAUGGAGUCCCUCUUCUGUUAGCCUUCUGUCCAGGAUCCUCUGAGGCCAUGUGCAGUUAGGGCAGAGUUACAGGUGGCCGGGAGGUGCAGAGGGAGCAUCUGGAACCUCAGGUGAGGGCGUGAGACUCCCUACCUCCUAUGAGGGAAGCAAGCUGUGCUAGAACAAAAUGCAAUGAGAGAAACACUGGAUGAAUGAAAAGCCCUGCUUUGCAACCCCUCAGCAUGGCAGGCCUGCAGCUCAUGACCCCUGCUUCCUCACCAAUGGGUCCUUUCUUUGGACUGCCAUGGCAACAAGAAGCAAUUCAUGAUAACAUUUAUACGCCAAGAAAAUAUCAGGUUGAACUGCUGGAAGCAGCUCUGGAUCAUAACACCAUUGUCUGUUUAAACACUGGCUCAGGGAAGACGUUUAUUGCAGUACUACUCACUAAAGAGCUGUCCUAUCAGAUCAGGGGAGACCUCAGCCCAGACGGAAAAAGGACCGUGUUCCUGGUCAACUCUGCAAACCAGGUUGCUCAACAAGUGUCAGCUGUCAGAACUCACUCAGAUCUCAAGGUUGGGGAAUACUCAAACCUAGAAGUAAAUGCAUCUUGGACAAAAGAGAGAUGGAACCAAGAGUUUGCUAAGCACCAGGUUCUCAUUAUGACUUGCUGCGUCGCCUUGAAUGUUUUGAAAAAUGGUUACUUAUCACUGUCAGACAUUAACCUUUUGGUGUUUGAUGAGUGUCAUCUUGCAAUUUUAGACCACCCUUAUCGAGAAAUUAUGAAGCUCUGUGAAAGUUGUCCAUCAUGCCCUCGCAUUUUGGGACUAACUGCUUCCAUUUUAAAUGGGAAAUGUGAUCCAGAGGAAUUGGAAGAAAAGAUUCAGAAACUGGAGGAAAUUCUUAAGAGUAAUGCUGAAACUGCAACUGACCUGGUGGUAUUAGACAGAUACACUUCUCAGCCGUGCGAGAUUGUGGUAGAUUGUGGACCAUUUACUGACAGAAGUGGGCUUUAUGAAAGGCUGCAGAUGGAAUUAGAAGAAGCACUUAAUUUUAUCAAUGACUGUAAUGUAUCUGUACAUUCAAAGGAAAGAGAUUCUACUUUAAUUUCUAAACAGAUCCUGUCGGACUGCCGAGCAGUCUUGGUGGUUCUGGGGCCCUGGUGUGCAGACAAAGUAGCAGGAAUGAUGGUGAGAGAGCUUCAGAAAUACAUCAAACACGAGCAGGAGGAGCUGCACAGGAGGUUCUUGUUGUUUACAGACACUUUGCUAAGGAAGAUACAUGCACUAUGUGAAGAGUACUUCUCACCUGCCUCUCUUGACCUGAAAUUUGUAACUCCCAAAGUAAUAAAACUGCUUGAAAUCUUGCGCAAAUAUAAACCGUAUGAGCGACAGCAGUUUGAAAGUGUUGAGUGGUAUAAUAAUAGGAAUCAGGAUAAUUAUGUGUCUUGGAGUGAUUCUGAGGAUGAUGAUGAGGAUGAAGAAAUUGAAGAAAAAGAAAAGCCAGAGACAAAUUUUCCUUCUCCAUUUACCAAUAUUUUAUGUGGAAUUAUUUUUGUGGAAAGAAGAUACACUGCAGUUGUCCUAAACAGAUUGAUAAAGGAAGCUGGCAAACAAGAUCCAGAGUUGGCUUAUAUCAGCAGCAACUUCAUAACUGGACACGGCAUUGGGAAGAGCCAACCUCGAAACAAACAGAUGGAAGCAGAAUUUAGAAAGCAGGAAGAGGUACUUAGGAAAUUUCGAGCUCAUGAAACCAACCUGCUUAUUGCAACAAGUAUUGUAGAAGAGGGUGUUGAUAUACCAAAAUGCAACUUGGUGGUUCGUUUUGAUUUGCCCACAGAGUAUCGAUCCUAUGUUCAAUCUAAAGGAAGAGCAAGAGCACCGAUCUCUAAUUAUGUAAUGUUAGCAGAUACAGACAAAAUAAAGAGUUUUGAAGAAGACCUUAAAACUUACAAAGCUAUAGAAAAGAUCUUAAGAAACAAAUGUUCCAAGUCAGUGGAUGGUGGUGAGGCUGAUGUUGAUGCUGUUGUGGAUGAUGAUGAUGUUUUCCCACCAUAUGUGUUGAGGCCUGAUGAUGGGGGUCCACGAGUCACAAUCAACACUGCCAUUGGACAUAUCAAUAGAUACUGUGCUCGAUUACCAAGUGAUCCGUUUACUCAUCUAGCUCCCAAAUGUAGAACCCGAGAGUUGCCUGAUGGUACAUUUUAUUCAACUCUUUAUCUUCCGAUUAACUCACCUCUUCGAGCCUCCAUUGUUGGCCCACCAAUGGGCUGUGUACGAUUGGCUGAAAGAGUUGUAGCUCUCAUUUGCUGCGAAAAACUGCACAAAAUUGGUGAGCUGGAUGAACAUUUGAUGCCAGUUGGGAAAGAGACUGUUAAAUAUGAGGAAGAGCUUGACUUACAUGACGAAGAAGAAACCAGUGUUCCUGGAAGACCAGGGUCCACAAAGCGAAGGCAGUGCUACCCCAAAGCAAUUCCAGAGUGCUUGAGGGGUAGUUACCCCAAAGCUGGCCAGCCUUGUUACCUGUAUGUGAUAGGAAUGGUCCUAACGACCCCACUCCCUGAUGAGCUCAACUUCAGGAGGCGGAAGCUCUACCCUCCCGAGGAUACCACCAGAUGCUUUGGGAUACUGACAGCCAAACCCAUACCUCAGAUCCCGCACUUUCCCGUGUAUACACGCUCUGGGGAGCUCACCGUAUCCAUCGAGCUGAGGAAGUCUGCUUUCACACUGUCCCAACAAAUGCUUGACUUGGUUACGAGGCUUCACCAGUAUAUAUUCUCACAGAUUCUUCGGCUGGAGAAACCCGCACUAGAGUUCAAACCUAUAGGCGCUGACUCAGCAUACUGUGUUCUACCUCUUAACGUUGUUCAUGACUCCAGCACUUUGGACAUUGACUUUAAAUUCAUGGAGGAUAUCGAGAAAUCUGAAGCUCGUAUAGGCAUUCCCAGUACAAAGUAUUCAAAAGAAACACCAUUUGUUUUUAAAUUAGAAGAUUACCAAGAUGCAGUUAUCAUUCCAAGAUACCGAAAUUUUGAUCAGCCUCAUCGAUUUUAUGUAGCUGAUGUGUACACUGACCUUACCCCACUCAGUAAAUUUCCUUCCCCUGAGUAUGAAACUUUUGCAGAAUAUUAUAAAACAAAGUAUAACCUUGACCUGACCAAUCUCAACCAACCACUGCUGGAUGUGGACCACACAUCUUCCAGACUUAAUCUUUUGACACCUCGACAUUUGAAUCAGAAGGGGAAAGCACUUCCUCUAAGCAGUGCUGAAAAGAGGAAAGCCAAAUGGGAAAGUCUGCAGAAUAAACAGAUACUAGUUCCAGAACUCUGUGCUAUACAUCCAAUUCCAGCAUCGCUGUGGAGAAAAGCAGUUUGUCUCCCCAGCAUACUUUAUCGCCUUCACUGCCUUUUGACUGCAGAGGAGCUAAGAGCCCAGACAGCUGGAGAUGCUGGUGUGGGUGUCAGAUCACUUCCUGUGGAUUUUAGAUACCCUAAUUUAGACUUCGGGUGGAAAAAAUCUAUCGACAGUAAGUCUUUCAUCUCAGUUUCUAACUCCUCUUUGGCUGAAAACGAUAAUUACUGUAAGCACAGCACAAUUGUAGUCCCUGAAAAUGCUGCACAUCAAGGUGCUAAUAGAACCUCCUUAGAAAAUCAUGACCAAAUGUCUGUGAACUGCAGAAGGUUGCCCGCCGAGCCACCUGGUAAGCUCCAAAUUGAAGUUUCAACGGAUCUUACAGCAAUUAAUGGUCUUUCUUACAAUAAAAAUCUUGCCAAUGGCAGUUAUGAUUUAGCUAACAGAGACUUUUGCCAAGGAAAUCAGCUGAAUUACUACAAGCAGGAAAUACCUGUACAACCAACUACCUCAUAUCCCAUUCAGAAUUUAUACAGUUAUGAGAACCAGCCCAAGCCCAGCGAUGAAUGUACUCUGAGUAAUAAAUACCUUGAUGGAAACGCUAACACAUCUACCUCAGAUGGAAGUCCCGUGGUGUCCGUGAUGCCUGGUACGACAGAUGCUGUUAAAGCACCCAAGGACAGGAUGGAUUCUGAGCAGAGCCCUUCAGCUGGGUACUCCUCAAGAACUCUUGGCCCCAAUCCUGGACUGAUUCUUCAGGCUUUGACUCUGUCAAAUGCUAGCGAUGGGUUUAACCUGGAGCGGCUUGAAAUGCUUGGUGAUUCCUUUUUAAAGCAUGCUAUCACCACAUAUCUAUUUUGCACUUACCCUGAUGCUCAUGAGGGCCGCCUUUCGUAUAUGAGAAGCAAAAAGGUCAGCAACUGUAACCUGUAUCGCCUUGGCAAGAAGAAGGGACUGCCAAGCCGCAUGGUGGUGUCCAUAUUUGAUCCUCCUGUGAACUGGCUUCCUCCUGGUUAUGUGGUAAAUCAAGACAGAAGUAGCACAGAUAAACGGGAGAAGGAGGAAAUGACAAAAGACUGCUUGCUGGCUAAUGGUAAACUGGGCGAGGACUGUGAGGAGGAAGAAGACGAGGAGGAUGAGGAGGACGAGGAGGAUGAGGAGGAGGAAGACGAAGAGGAGGAGGACCUGCCGUGGAGAGCUCCCAAGGAAGAGGCUGAGUUUGAAGAUGAUUUCCUGGAGUACGAUCAGGAACACAUCCAGUUUAUAGACAACAUGUUAAUGGGGUCAGGAGCCUUUGUAAAGAAAAUUUCUCUUUCUCCUUUUUCAACCACUGAUUCUGCAUAUGAAUGGAAAAUGCCCAAAAAGUCCUCCUUAGGCAAUAUGCCGUUUUCCUCAGAUUUCGAGGACUUUGACUACAGCUCUUGGGAUGCGAUGUGCUAUCUGGAUCCUAGCAAAGCCGUUGAGGAGGAUGACUUUGUGGUGGGCUUCUGGAAUCCGUCAGAAGAAAACUGUGGCGUUGACACAGGGAAGCAGUCUAUUUCUUACGACUUGCACACAGAGCAGUGCAUUGCUGACAAAAGCAUAGCGGACUGUGUGGAGGCCCUGCUGGGCUGCUAUUUGACCAGCUGUGGCGAGAGGGCUGCUCAGCUUUUCCUCUGUUCGCUGGGGCUGAAGGUGCUCCCCGUCAUUAAAAGGACCGGUGGGGAAAAGGCCCUGUGUCCUGCUCAGGGGACUCUGAGCAGCCAACAAAAGGGCCUUUCAGGAGGCUGCACUGAUGCAACUGGUCCGUGUUCCUCUGCUGGGAAAGAUUUGGAGUACGGCUGCUUGAAGAUCCCACCGAGGUGUAUGUUUGACCAUCCAGAUGCAGAGAAAACUCUGAGUCACCUGAUCUCGGGGUUUGAAAAUUUUGAGAAGAAAAUCAACUACAGAUUCAAGAAUAAGGCUUACCUUCUGCAGGCUUUUACACACGCCUCCUACCACUACAACACUAUUACUGAUUGUUACCAGCGCCUAGAAUUCCUGGGAGAUGCGAUUUUGGACUACCUCAUAACCAAGCACCUUUACGAAGACCCACGGCAGCACUCCCCAGGGGUCCUCACUGACCUGCGCUCUGCCCUGGUCAACAACACCAUCUUCGCAUCUCUGGCUGUGAAGUAUGACUACCAUAAAUACUUCAAAGCUGUUUCUCCCGAGCUCUUCCAUGUCAUCGAUGACUUUGUGCAGUUUCAGCUCGAGAAGAACGAGAUGCAAGGCAUGGAUUCUGAGCUUAGGAGAUCCGAGGAGGAUGAAGAAAAAGAAGAAGAUAUUGAAGUUCCAAAGGCCAUGGGGGAUAUUUUUGAGUCCCUGGCUGGUGCCAUUUACAUGGACAGUGGGAUGUCCCUGGAGGUAGUCUGGCAGGUGUAUUAUCCAAUGAUGCGGCCACUGAUAGAAAAAUUUUCUGCAAAUGUGCCCCGUUCUCCAGUUCGAGAAUUGCUUGAGAUGGAACCAGAAACCGCCAAAUUUAGCCCGGCGGAGAGAACUUAUGACGGGAAGGUCAGAGUCACCGUGGAAGUCGUAGGAAAGGGGAAGUUUAAAGGUGUCGGCCGAAGCUACAGGAUUGCCAAAUCUGCCGCAGCAAGAAGAGCCCUCCGCAGCCUCAAAGCCAACCAACCUCAGGUUCCCAACAGCUGAGACCUGGGCAGCCUCAGCAGACAGCAGAACGGUGACCAGAAUCAGGAAGCAUUGCAGUGAGAAGGAUGAUUCGCGUUGCCGUGGAGCAGAACAAAUUGAGGGCAGAAUUUAAAGUUUGAUAACAAGAUAGAUAACAGAAUAAAACAUUUAACAUA
This is a messenger RNA of Nannospalax galili (Upper Galilee mountains blind mole rat), 6795 nucleotides long. RefSeq names its product dicer 1, ribonuclease III (gene Dicer1). The coding region runs from base 836 to 6640 and encodes 1934 amino acids. Gene Ontology annotation, molecular function: ribonuclease III activity; ATP binding; protein binding. Gene Ontology annotation, cellular component: nucleus; cytoplasm; RISC complex. Gene Ontology annotation, biological process: siRNA processing; apoptotic DNA fragmentation; pre-miRNA processing. Lineage: Eukaryota; Metazoa; Chordata; Mammalia; Rodentia; Spalacidae. The record is from RefSeq and is a predicted model, not a curated record. The transcript is spliced from 30 exons.